Molecule: messenger RNA, 2696 nt
Organism: Coccomyxa subellipsoidea C-169
Lineage: Eukaryota; Viridiplantae; Chlorophyta; Trebouxiophyceae; Coccomyxaceae
Product: SET domain-containing protein
Exons: 15
Coding region: 155-2329 (724 amino acids)
Biological process (GO): macroautophagy
Cellular component (GO): endoplasmic reticulum
Molecular function (GO): protein binding
Source: RefSeq, a predicted model, not a curated record
AAGUAUUACAAUUAAGAACAUGGAUAGUAACAUUCUGUGCUUGUUCCAGCCCAAUGUAAAGCUCUGGUAGGGAUGCCGAAACAAAUCAUGAACUCAACCCUUGAGCAGCCCGAGCUUUGAGCAUUGCUGCGAAUUAAACAAAGCUCUGCAAAAUAUGUUGCCAUGUCGAUCACUCCGAAAUUUGGACCACACUAGCACAGUGUGCGUUCACGAAAGCCUGUUGAAGCCAUCCCGUUUCAGAGAUCUGAAUUGUAGCAGGCCUGCAUUCACGCGUCAAAGACUGCACAGAUCUGCAUCGUAUCGUGAUACCAGAUGCACAGCCGCCCCAGCCAAGCCUAUCGAUGGACAAGGCAUACAAAAGAGUGGGGAGGGGCCACUCGGUUUCCAGGAGUGGGCCCUCCAAUCAGGCAUCACCAGUCCAUCAUUGAGGCUUGCCGAGUUUGCAGGCUUGAGGGGCAUGGCGGCGGCUGACAAUAUAGCAAAGGGGGAGGUUCUGGUGUCCCUGCCAGUGGCAGCGGCUUUGGUGGUCAGCCCCAAGGAGCGAUCACAGCUGCCUGGCACCUUCUGCAGCUCUGCUUUCUACUCCAAGAAGCCCUGGUAUGUGCAGAUGGCGCUGAAUUUGCUGUAUGAGAGGCAGCUGGGGCCGGCUUCCAAACUUGCACCAUAUGUUGCAGCAUUGCCAGUAGACUUCAGCACGCCGCUGUCAUGGAGUGAGGCACAGCUGCAAGCCCUGUGCUAUCCCCAGCUCAUACGAGAGGUGGCAACUCAGAGGGAGGGCCUGAAGAGGCUGCAUGCUGAGCUGGCGGUAUCCACCCCUGGCACACCCAUCACCGAGCAGGACCUGAUCUGGGCGCUGCAGGCUGUGCGCAGCCGUGCAUUCAGCGGGCCCUAUGCCGGGCCAACUUGGCGCAGCCGAUUGAAAACCUUUGGAGCUCUGGGCGCUCUGGCAGCUGCAUCCAUCACCGUGGCGCAUGUGUUGAAUGGGGCGAUUGCUGCCGCGCUGUUCAACUUGCUGUAUGAUGUGGUACUUUCCCAGAAGGUCAAGUGGUACGCCAUGUGCCCUGUCGUGGACUUCCUGAACCACAAGAGCACCGUUCAGAGCGAGGUGGAGUAUGAGUACUUUGCGGAUCGUUUCUCUGUGCGGUGUCAAAGCUACUUCAGCAAGGGGGAGCAGGUCUUCAUCAGUUAUGGGAAGCAGAGCAAUGACUCAUUGUUGCAGUACUAUGGUUUUGUGGAGCCUGGCAUUCCCCAUGACACAUACACCAUCCCAGACCUGAGGGCGGCAGCUCUGGCAUUGAGUGACACCAGCAAAGUUCCUGGGAUUGCAGGAUUGCCACAGUCAUCAAAGGGCAUUCUCACGCGCACUGGGCCUGACAGCUAUACAGAGGAUCAGCUGAAGGCAACACAGCUCUCCAAGGGGCAGAUCAACAAGAGGAAGACAGGGGAGUGUUUCGGGCUGAAUGGAGCCAUCUUCCUGGGCAGUAUAUUGCUGUGGGAUUAUGCCCUCGCUCCAGGCAUGCGAUGGAUGCUGACAGGGCUGCGCAGCUGGGCGGGUCCCACUGGGGCAGAAGCCCUUCUGGCGCUGCUGAAGGCCACCUUCGUGGUGUGGUGGCUCCUGCCGGUCUACUGCAUCAGCUUCGCACUCAGCUGCGUCUGGUACCAGGAGUUGGCUGAGCUGGCGGUGAGGUGGAUGCGCGGUUCGGGCGGCCAGGCGGCAGGUGCCCCGGCCGCUUCCCAGGCAGCUUCCCGGCAGCGCGCGCCACUGCUGGACCAGAUGGCGCAGGAGCUCUACCGAGUCGUUCUCUUCGCGGUCUUCUACCUCCAAGUCUGCCUGCUCGGCCUCGUGCCCUAUGUCGGGCCGGCGCUGUACGGUGUGAUGGUGUCGUGGCUGUAUGCGCUGUACAGCUUUGACUACCGCUGGAGCAUCAGCAGCAAGCGCCUGCCCGAGCGCAUCGCCUUCUUCCAACAGCACUGGGCCUUCUUCCUCGGGUUUGGCUGCGUGUGCACGAUAGCGACGUGCCUGUGGUCGUUCUUCAUCCAGGCGGCUGUGAUGGCCAUGGUCUACCCGCUCUUCAUCCUCGUCGCCUGCAAGUCCGAGCCCCUGCGCACCUACCAGCGAGUGGUGGAGCGGGAGAGGGCGGCAGGGCGGGAGGUGUCAGUAAUGCCGCUGCCCAUUUUCUCAGCAGCUACCACAGCCACCAGCUUCAUCCUUGCACACUUCUUCACCGUGCUGCAGGUGCCUGGAUGGCUGUUGCGCAACAGAAUGCUGCUGCUGGGUGGCCUCGCAAUUCUGCUAGUGGGCUUUGGCCUGUACACUGUAGCAGCAUAGACGACCCCUGUCAUUCUUAAAUUGUUGGAAGUGGCUACGGACCGUGUAAAGUACGGUAUCUGCCGCAAUAUGGCCACAGCUCCGCAGGCAAGCACCAAAGGGAGAAUUUGUGUGCACAUGCGCUGAACACCUUAAAGCAGGAUGCUUAGCCUUUCUUGAGACCUCCGUCUGUCUAUAUGCUGCCCUGGGGAACUUUUGGAUAAAUGUUUGGAAACUGACUUGGAACCCUGUGAAUGAGCGCUCAUCAAAGUUAUAGCUGUUGGAUCUGGUUGCAAAGAUUUUGUGGGCUUGAAGCGGGUCCUUAGAGCUUUCUUUUUGUUCACACAUCUGAUUAUUGCGUUGCGUUGAUGUGGAGCGUCUCAGACUU